AAACGGAUAUAAAUGUUAAGAUGCCUCAGAGAACCCACAGAUUGAACAAGAGCUCCAAGAAAGAUUCUCUGCUGGCCGACUUGACCUGAAAUUCACUGGCAAUCUUGAAAGUAAAGAUGAGUUGUGGAGACUGUCCCAUAACAGAGACUAGUUCUUUGCGUCAGGAGGAAGGGAAAAAAAAUAGUGCCACCACCCCCUAUUUUGAAACAGAACAUGAAGGGUGUCUGCGAGUUCCUAUUCCAUGUGCUGUCCUGAUGGUGGUCAUCAUUACAGUUUUAAUCAUUGCUCUCACUGCCCUAACAGUGGGCAAAUACAACUGUCCAAACCAAUAUAAGUUCUCCACGGCAUCAGAGAGCCAUGUGUCUUCAUGCUCAGAUGAGUGGAUUCUAUACCACAGGAAAUGCUACUUCUUUUCCACCACAACACAGAGCUGGACCUCUGCUCAAAACUCUUGUUCUGAAGAUGGUGCUACUCUUGCUGUCAUUGAUUCUAUAAAGGACAUGGCCUUUCUAAAACGGUAUGCAGGUAGAGCUGAACACUGGAUUGGGCUGAAAAAUGAAACUGGUCAGACUUGGAAAUGGUCAAAUGGCAAAGAAUUUAAACACUGGUUCAACCUUACAAGGUCUGGGAGCUGUGCAUUUCUGAACAGCACAGAGGUCAGCAGCACAGAAUGUGAGCAGAGUUUGCACUGGAUCUGCAGCAAACCCUCCAGAUCAUGAGGAAACACAUUUCCUAAGCUGACUGCACCACUGAACUAAAAGAAAAUUGUACCAAUGAAUGCUGCUCUGUGAUCAGAAAUUUCUAUCAAGACUUGAUGAGCAAGUUUUGUAUUCUUUUGGAAACUGUCUUCCAUACAGAACUGUGGGACAGAGGGAGAGAAAUUCCAGGAAAACCUUGCAUUGUGAUUUCUUUCUGCUACGAGCUGAAAAUAUCACAAGUUGACUGAUACUCACGUUCAAGAAUGACUAGAAAGUCUUUUGAAUGCACUUUAUAUUUUUAAAAAAUACAUAAGUAGUAAAAUAACUAGGUUUAAAGUUAUUAUUUAUUGUUGAACGACUACCAAUAGUGAGUGUGUCUCAUGCAUUUGCACUAUGUGAAAGAGUUAAACAGUGAUAGUAAAAAAACGAAUGUAAAUAAAUGGAAUUUUGACUGGUUACACAGAUAUUCACCUUAAAGGGCAUGUUUAAAUUUUAGAAAUAAUUCAUAAAUGGAAAUGCUUGAGGAACUAAGUUUUUUAAUAUUUCCAUUUGCAGAAAUUUACCAUGUUACUUUGUCAUUUUUUUCCCCAAAAGAAUACUGUUGGCCUUUUACUUUUUGAACUUCCUUAAUUGCAGACAAGUCUUUUUGAAUAGUUCAUAUUUCUUUGCCUUUAAUAUCUUCCAUUAGUGUUUUUCAAAGAAGAGACAAAAGCAAAGACUAUGAAGAAUAUUUGUAAGGCAGAUAAAAAUAUUAGAGAAUGUGCAAUGUGUGGGGUGAGGAACCUCUAUCAGGAAAUGUUCUAUAUUGUUCAGCUGUGGAAUAAUACCAGUCUUAUCUGAUAACAAGUUUGUGUCUGUCCUCAUCAGCUUUGUCAUGUGCAGUACUUUUUAUGGAGUAUUUUCUGUGUGCAAUAAAGUAUAUUUGUUUGUAUUCAGUACAAUUUAUAAGCUCCUUUUAUGUAUAUGAAAAUAAAACUAGAAUCAAUA
This is a messenger RNA of Chinchilla lanigera (long-tailed chinchilla), 1685 nucleotides long. It is a transcript of the gene Cd69, whose product is annotated as CD69 molecule. The coding region runs from base 117 to 719 and encodes 200 amino acids. The transcript has 5 exons. The record is from RefSeq and is a predicted model, not a curated record. Gene Ontology annotation, cellular component: external side of plasma membrane. NCBI's taxonomy places the organism in Eukaryota, Metazoa, Chordata, Mammalia, Rodentia, Chinchillidae.